AGAACCCUGAAUCUGGUGUGACCUAUAUUGUCGGGUGCCAUGGCGGGGGCAGAGGCAAUCGUCGCGGCAGUGGUCGCGUCCCUGAUGCUCAGCUGCGCGGCCUUUACUGAGGAGAAUCCAACCGAUCGGCGCGUUCUUGUUCUUCUGGAGGAUCUCGCCAUCGAGUCCACGCAUUCGUUGUUCUUCAAAUCCCUCUCAGACAGAGGCUACGAGCUGGAUUUGAAGCUUUCGACAGAUCCGAAGCUAGCGCUUCAAAGGUAUGGAGAGUAUUUGUACGACGCUCUCGUGAUUUUCUCUCCUUCGGUCGAAAAAUUGGGUGGCUCGCUCACGAGCGAGGCAGUGCUCGACUUUGUGGACUCGGGACAUGACUUGAUUUUGGCUGCGAAUUCCACCACCUCGCAGUUUAUUCGCAACCUGGCUGCCGAAUGUGGAGUAGAGUUUGAAGAGGAUUUCGAUUCCGUUGUGAUAGACCAUCUGAGUUUUGAUGAUGCACGCGAUGCCAAAGACCACAGUUUGCUUGCAGCGAAGAACCUUAUAAAAUCUAAGGUCAUUCUUGGUGCCAAGGAAAUUCAGGCUCCCAUUCUCUACCGUGGCAUAGGGCACGUAGUGAGUCCCGCGAAUAGCCUGGCUAUAAAGGUGUUGACUGCAUCGUCCUCAGCGUAUUCAGCGAAUCCGAAUGCUGUAUUGGCGAGUCCUCCUGCUCUCACUGGCACAAGUAUCGGACUGGUCUCUGUUGUCCAGGCUAGAAACAACGCACGCAUCUUAAUAUCGGGGUCCUUGGACAUGUUCAGCGACAAUUUCAUCAAUUCUCCUGUUCGAAUCACUGGAAGUACAGAGAGGUUCGAUAAAUCAGGCAACCAGGAGUUCGUUGAUGAGCUGAGCAAGUGGGUGUUUCAUGAAAGGGGCCACUUAAAGGCUGUAAAUCUACAACAUCACAAAGUUGGAGAGAGCGGCGAGCCUUCGAUGUACAGAAUCACCGACCAUCUGGAAUUUUCUCUCGAGAUUUACGAAUGGACGGGCAAAAACUGGCAGCCAUACCAAGCAGAUGACGUCCAAGUGGAGUUCUACAUGAUGAGCCCUUAUGUACUCAAGACAUUGAAUCACAACGGGAAGGGUAAAUACGAGACAUCCUUUCAAGUCCCGGACGUCUAUGGAGUAUUCCAAUUCAAGGUUGAUUAUAAGAGACUCGGCUACACCACUCUGGACCUGAGCAAGCAGAUCCCUGUGAGACCUUCUCGUCAUAACGAGUACGAAAGGUUCAUCAAGGCUGCAUACCCUUACUACGGGGGCGCGUUUUCAAUGAUGGCAGGCUUUUUUGUUUUCGGCAUCGCCUUCUUGUAUCACAAGUAGGAACUGACUACAGACCGGUGUAGUGUUUCACAAGUCGUGAGCUAAAUUAUGAAGAAGGAUCUGUCAAAGUCGCUAUAUUCUGCU
Molecule: messenger RNA, 1434 nt
Organism: Selaginella moellendorffii
Lineage: Eukaryota; Viridiplantae; Streptophyta; Lycopodiopsida; Selaginellales; Selaginellaceae
Product: dolichyl-diphosphooligosaccharide--protein glycosyltransferase 48 kDa subunit
Exons: 14
Coding region: 40-1350 (436 amino acids)
Cellular component (GO): oligosaccharyltransferase complex; endoplasmic reticulum membrane
Source: RefSeq, a predicted model, not a curated record